GCCGCCGCCGGCGGCCCUCCGCGGCCAUGGCCGGCCCCGGCGCGUGGAAGCGCCUCAAAUCCCUGCUGAGAAAGGACGACGCGCCGCUCUUCCUAAAUGACACCAGCGCCUUUGACUUCUCGGACGAGGUGAGCGACGAGGGCCUUUCGCGCUUUAAUAAACUUCGGGUCGUGGUGGCCGACGACGACUCGGAAGCCCCGGACAGGCCUGUGAACGGGGCGCACCCGGCCCUCCAGGCCGACGAUGACUCCCUGUUGGACCAGGACUUACCUUUGACCAACAGUCAGCUGAGUUUGAAGAUGGACCCCUGCGACAACUGCAGCAAACGGCGCGAGCUGCUGAAGCAGAGGAAGGUGAAGACCAGGCUGACCAUUGCUGCCGUCCUGUACCUGCUUUUCAUGAUCGGAGAGCUUGUAGGUGGAUACAUUGCAAAUAGCUUAGCAAUUAUGACAGAUGCACUCCAUAUGCUGACUGACCUCAGUGCCAUCAUACUCACUUUGCUUGCUUUGUGGCUGUCCUCAAAGUCACCAACCAGAAGAUUCACCUUUGGAUUUCAUCGCCUAGAGGUUUUAUCAGCUAUGAUCAGUGUGAUGUUGGUGUAUGUACUUAUGGGAUUCCUCUUAUAUGAAGCUGUGCAGAGAACAAUCCAUAUGAACUAUGAAAUAAAUGGUGAUAUCAUGCUCAUCACCGCAGCUGUUGGAGUUGCAGUUAAUGUAAUAAUGGGGUUUCUGUUGAACCAGUCCGGCCACCACCAUUCCCACUCCCAUUCCCACUCCCUGGCUUCAAAUUCUCCAAGCAUGGUAUCUAGUGGACACAGCCAUGGGCAGGACAGCCUGGCAGUGAGAGCUGCAUUUGUACAUGCCCUGGGGGAUUUGGUCCAGAGUGUUGGUGUGCUUAUAGCUGCAUACAUCAUACGAUUCAAGCCAGAAUACAAGAUUGCUGAUCCCAUCUGUACGUAUAUAUUUUCAUUACUUGUGGCUUUCACAACGUUUCGCAUCAUAUGGGACACAGUAGUGAUAAUACUGGAAGGUGUACCAAGUCAUUUGAAUAUAGAUUAUAUCAAAGAGUCAUUGAUGAAAAUAGAAGAUGUAUAUUCUGUGGAAGAUUUGAAUAUCUGGUCUCUCACUUCGGGAAAAUCCACUGCCAUAGUUCACAUGCAGCUAAUUCCUGGAAGUUCAUCUAAAUGGGAAGAAGUACAGUCCAAAGCUAAGCAUUUAUUACUGAACACAUUUGGCAUGUAUAAAUGCACUAUUCAGCUCCAGAGUUACAGACAAGAAGUGAACAGAACUUGUGCAAAUUGUCAGAGUUCCAGUACCUGAGUCUGUGUAGUUGGGGUCGACAGCCUUAUUUAUCCUGAAGUCACAGACUUGAGAGCAAUAAAUGCAAACCUAAUGGAGUCCCCAACAGCUGUGCCCAUGUCAAAUACCAGUCUCUCAAAAACAGUCACUCGGGUCUGCCUGAUAAGUGCAUGAUUUUCAGAUGAAGUCUCCAAAGCACUGUUUACAGAGUGAGCUGUAACUCUGCAGAUACCUCAUAGAAGACAAUCCAAGACCAUACUUCACUAAUUCGACAGAAUACACAAGACGUACAGGAAGACUCGGAAUUCAGUAUUUGCAUCUAAAACUACUUUUUACAGGCCUUUUAUAUGAAGUCAGUGCUAGCAAACGCAGUGUUGAAUCAUUUGGGAUUUUUGUCUCUGUGUAAUCUUGGCAUCUAGUUUCUGGAAUUGUGUUCUCUUUUUAUAAAAAUCAGCCCUCAACAGAUUUCAGAAAGUAAUAAUAUCCAGAAAAUGGAAUAAGCAUGUAUUCCUAAGUAUUUCAGAACUGUUUUAUUUCACAGAUAACUCUUAAUAUUAUUAUUAGAGUCAUACUUUAUAAGCAAAUUUUCCAGAUGUUACUGGGUUUUGAAUCUCAAUGUUUUGAUUAUUUGUAAUCUUAUCAGAAAUAAUGUGGUCACUGUCAUUAAAUUAUUUAGGAAAUUUUUACUAUAACUCUGAAUGGCAGAGAUUAGAUUUAACCUCAGUUACUUUGCCAUGUGGUGAUCUAAAACAGAGGAGCAAGCAGUGGGGUGUGAGGUUUGGAUUUCUGUCCUCCCUAAAAGUCACUUCUGUGCUUUCUAUACAGUUGUCUAAGGACAGUAAGAGACAACAAAGCUUCAACAGUUCUCCACAUCCUUUGAAGAAGUGCCAACAGUUGUUAGUCAUCAUUUGCUUGGUACCCUGUUCUCAUGUGUACACUAUGAUCCCUAUGCAUCUUUCAGUGACCUAGAGAGUACCUGAGUUUAUUAAUGCCUGCCAUGCAGAGUACCCUGCUACUCCAGAGAGAAUUCCUGUUUAUGAUAUGAGUUGGGGGUUCUCCAUGCGUUAUAGAAACCCCCAAAGUAAAAUCUUGAAGUUUUGCAAUAAUGCUAUAGCAGAAAGAUAGAGAGAGGUUGGCGGAGAAAGUGCUUUGAGAAAACAAAGGGUAAAGGGUUUUGUUUUUUAACCAUGUAUGUGUGCAAAAGAACCGAAGUAAGGAUGGAUGUUCAAGCUGUCUAGGGGAGCAGCAUAAAUAUUUCCAAGCUUAAGGGAACAUAAUUGGCAGAAGAGACAGUCAUGAAUAUUCAUAUUUCAUUUCCAACAGUUGUUUUGAGAUAAUCUCUUUUCAGCAUAGACCCUUUGUAUGGCUCUUGGCUCCUCAGAGAAUCAGAGUGGAAUAACAAUGUCCCAACACGUGAAUUGAAAUCCUAGAAACCCAAAUGAUGUGUAAAUGAAGAGAGGGAAUAGGUGUUAUCUUCUUACUACAGACUUUCCCUAUGUGUAAAGCUAAAAUAAGGAAAUCUGGAUUUACCCAUAAGGUUGUUGGUUAAUCAAAAAAACAGCUGAUGUUACCUAUUAAAACCCAGUAGUAUUUGUUGAAUUCAAAGUUUGCUUUGGAAAAAAAGAAUUAAAUUUACUUUGUUGACUUAUUAUUGUGAGUCCAUUUAAAAUUAUAAAUGUUUGGAUUCAAAAUUUUUAGAAUAUAAACUACAACAAUGAUAACCAUAUGAGUAAGUGACAGGCAUUUAAGUGGCUGCCUGGGCAUUUGUGGCCUUUAGGUAUCUAGGAAAGAAAGGGAAAAUGUACAUUUUAUACUUAACAUUUUCCCAUGUCAGUUGAGUUUAUUUCUUAAAGUAAGCAUCCUUUAUCACAAUGUGGGCAUAUCUAGAUUUUCUUUUUUCCUUUGGUUUUUCAAGACAGGGUUUCUCUGUGUAGCUUUGCGCCUUUCCUGGAACUCACUCUGUAGUCCAUAUCUAGAUUUUCUUAUUGACUUAUUCUUUAAGUUAUUUGAUAAAACAGCCUAAAAGUCAAUUUGAACAUUGAAAGGGGUUUUAUAAAAUACAGAAACACUGAAAACUUUUGCAAAUCUUAACUGUCAUAUUCUGCUUAAAGUGGGGUGUACCUGCAGUUUCUGGGCUUUACUUUGCAGCAAGAGCUAGACUUUGUCCUUGACUGGACCCUCCAGACGGAGAACUGAGAGAUUUUACUUUUUCACUUGUCAGCACCUGCAGAGGAGGACAUACUCAGCAGUUGUUCCGGGGACUACCCAGCCUUGGGGUCUGGUCUGUCCUUCACCUGCUGAGCCCAGUGUACAGGGGCACAGCUCCUCAGCUGAGCUGGCCGAGCUCUGUGCUCUGUGAAAAGCAGGUCUGAGUCGGAGGGCUGCAAUGCUAGUUUUUCACUGGGAAACAUCACAACAUAAAAACUUGGCAGUUCUCCCCUGCAGUCCGUUCUAACGGAUAUUUGCAGAUAACCAGUUACUGCAGAAAUUAACCUGUGUUUCACAACUCUGGCCCACUGCAGUCUCUUGUUUUAGGAAGACUUUAUCUGACUACUGACCUUGCUACCUUAACAAGCGUAACAAGAAUGCAGUGAAUGAAACAUACUUGAUAGUCAGAACCCGAAGCUAUUGUAAUUCUUACAUACAGCUGUGUUACAGGUCUUGAUGUGAUCAGAGAUUUUCACAGCUCCCAUCGGUACUUUUUGCCAGAUCACUGGAUUUCUUAGUUUAUUGUGUUCCUUUUCAGUUUGGGGUAGGGGUUUUAUUUCUUCUCUCUGAAAUGUUUCCUGAUUAUACAACUCUCAAUGACCUGUUUCUUAAGCCCAGGUGGCCCACCUGUCAGGAUUUGUCUUUAGGCAAUCCUUCCCAGAGUGGACACAGUCAAGAUCAGAUGGAUACACAGCUUCUCUCUCAUUUUUCAGAGAGAACUUUCAGGCAAUACUUAGAAAUAUCUUUCCAGGUGAGAAAGGUUUUUAAAACAGCAGAUCAUCCCCUGCCCAGGUUUCUGCACACUGAACUUAGUAGGGCAUAUUGACAGAAAUAGAAUGAGCAGCCACUGUGAAGGACUUUGGGUUUCUCAAGAUGCCAGUCAGCCCUGUUGGAGAUUUUGAUCCUAAAGCACAUACUUCAGCUACAUUUGGCUUUAUGUAUUUAUGAUCAUUGGUUCAUCAUCAUAAGAUGUUCUUACAGAAUCUGAACCCAUUUAAAGUACAGUUAUAGGCAUUUUUUGCUGUUGACUACCUUGUAUGUAGUUACAGAAUGUAUCCCUACAUACAAGAUCGGUUCAUCCGGUUCAGUUCAUCUUUGGACCAUGCUUAGUUAUAAAUGAACAGUAACAUCUCACUAGAUACUGUGCUGAGGGGAAGCAAGUCUGACUUCCGAGUGGUUGGCCUAACAUCUCUGUAGCCAGAGCAUCAUUUGCAAAUUGUAACUCCAACUCCAGGGCUGUCUGAUGGAUCCUGCAGGCCAGGGUUUUAGAUUUUAUUUUACAGUUAGAUGUGUUGUUUGUGAUGUUAGUGGGAGCAUGCAAACUGGAAAGAAGAAAUUGUGGGAAAUCCUCAGUAUGUGUCUCCAUUUAGGCAAGCCAGUCAUUGAGUUCUUGGUUACAAAAGGUUUGUUGGGAACCAACAGUCAUUUUCUGAUUUUUGUUAAGAUUGGUAAAUGUUUUUAGAGACUUUGACAGCUAAAUCCAUGACAGUGUCAAUUUAAAUAGUGCCAUUAAGAAUAUCCUGCAAUAAAUGCAGCACAAAGUUGAAAUGUGCCAGUAUGUCCCUUUUCUACCUGGAAGAUACCUUGUAUUUGGAAAGUACCUGCCUCUCUAAACAAAUAUGUGAUUAAAUAAGCCAUAUCACGGUUUAAGAAAUUGUAUAUACUUUACUUAACCCUCCUCCAAAAACCAAGUAUUUUGCAUAUGACUGAUUUUAGAAAGAUUUUGAAGCUGGGGUUUACUGUGUAAUGAAGAUCAGAUUCUUUGUAUAUGUACUGUAUUUGCCAUUUUCAAAUGAAAUUUCCUAUAUGAUUAUUAAAUAAAGUGUUGUUUUGCCUUGUGGUUUAUUAAAAACAAAAUGUACAGUGUCCUAAA
Messenger RNA from Peromyscus eremicus (cactus mouse), 5379 nucleotides. It is a transcript of the gene Slc30a4, whose product is annotated as solute carrier family 30 member 4. Gene Ontology annotation, molecular function: zinc ion transmembrane transporter activity. The record is from RefSeq and is a predicted model, not a curated record. The transcript has 7 exons. Gene Ontology annotation, cellular component: plasma membrane. NCBI's taxonomy places the organism in Eukaryota, Metazoa, Chordata, Mammalia, Rodentia, Cricetidae. Bases 27 to 1319 code for a protein of 430 amino acids. Gene Ontology annotation, biological process: response to zinc ion; zinc ion transmembrane transport.